AUGAGCUUUUAUAUUUACCUCCGCUGCUUUUUCUGCUUUUCGAUAUUCUUUUCCCUUCGAUAUUUUCACCAUCAUUCUUUUAUUUGUUUUUUAUCGCCAUUUUUCUUUUCCCAUUCUACUGUAAUCGGAUUCUUCACUCACCUUUCUUUUUGCGUACCUUCGUCUCUCACCUGCACUUCAUUGCUAAAAUUUCUUUUUUUCUCUCUCCAUAUUUAUCUCUCUUUACGUUUAACUUCUAUUCUUUUCAACGCCAUUCCGCUCUUAUUAUUUCACCUUUCUUUAUUACCUCCAUUUUUAUCUCACCUUUAUUUUUCCACCAUUCGGUUCUCUCAGCUGUAUUUACCUCUACUCUUUGUCGCUCUUUGCAUUUUACACACAUUCUUUUCUCCCGGCGUUUUUUUUUUUUACCUCAUUAUUUUCUCUGUAUUAUUUUACAUCGUUAUUUUCUCCCCGUUCUUUUUACCUCAUUCUUUUCUCUACAUCAUUUUACCUCAUUCUUUUCUCUACGUUCUUUUCUCUCCGUUCUUUUACCUCAUUUUCUCCUCGUUUCUUUAUUCCAUUCUUUUCUCCAGGUUCUUUUACCUAAUUUUCUCCCCGUUUUUUUUUUUAUUCCAUUCAUUUCUCUCCGUUCUUUUACCUCAUUCUUUUUUCUCCGUUCUUUUACCUCAUUCUUUUUUCUCCGUUCUUUUACCUCAUUCUUUUUUCUCCGUUCUUUUACUCCAUUCUUUUCACACCGUUCUUUUACCUCAUUCUUUUCUCUCCGUUUUUUUUUUACUCCAUUUUUUCUCCACUUUUUUUUACCUCAUUCUUUUCUCCCCGUUUUUACUCCGCUGUUUUCACCCCGUCCUUUUACCUCAUUCUUUUCUCUCCGUUUUUAUUCCAUUCUUUUCACACCGUUCUUUUUUUUUCAUUCUUUUCUCUCCGUUUUUUUUACUCCAUUUUUCUCCACGUUUUUUUACCUCAUUCAUUUCUCUCCGUUUUUUUUUUACUCCAUUCUUUUCACCGUUCUUUUACCUCAUUCUUUUAACUAAGUUUUUUUUUACCUCAUUUUUUCUCCCCGUUUUACUCCGCUUUUUCACCCCGUCCUUUUACCUCAUUCUUUUCUCUCCGUUUUUAUUCCAUUCUUUUCUCUCCGUUUUUAUUCCAUUCUUUUCACACCGUUCUUUUACCUCAUUCUUUUCUCUCCGUUUUUUUAACUCCAUUCUUUUCUCUCCGUUUUCUUUUCUAUAUUCUUUUCUCUCCGUUCUUUUUCCUCAUUCUUUUCUUCCCGUUUAUUUUACUCACUUAUUUCCUCACCGUUUAUUUCUUUUUUCUCUGUUAUUUAUCUUUUUUAUUUUCUCCCCGUUCUUUUACCACCUGAUUUUCUCUCCGUUACUUUUCAACAUUCUUCUUUCUCCGUUUAUUUACCACAGUUCCUUUCUCUCCCACAUUUCUUUUACCACUUUUUUUUCUCCUCAUUCUUUUAACACCUUUCUUUUCUCCGUUAAUUUACACCAUUCUUUUCUCUCAGUUUUUUUAUACCACUAUUCUUUUGUCUCCGUUCUUUUACGCCAUUCUUUUCUUCCCGAUCUUUUACGCCAUUAUUUUCUCUUCACUCUUUUUAAUUAA
Molecule: messenger RNA, 1608 nt
Organism: Acanthosepion pharaonis
Lineage: Eukaryota; Metazoa; Mollusca; Cephalopoda; Sepiida; Sepiidae
Source: the annotation of a GenBank genome assembly